Messenger RNA from Exophiala bonariae, 1014 nucleotides. RefSeq lists its product as uncharacterized. Bases 1 to 1014 code for a protein of 337 amino acids. Gene Ontology annotation, molecular function: actin filament binding. NCBI's taxonomy places the organism in Eukaryota, Fungi, Ascomycota, Eurotiomycetes, Chaetothyriales, Herpotrichiellaceae. The record is from RefSeq and is a predicted model, not a curated record. Gene Ontology annotation, cellular component: cytoskeleton. The transcript has 3 exons.
AUGUCUACGUACCGUGUCUGGAUGACCAAACGUGUGCCACUGAAGGUAGCCCGACUCCCGUCAGCCCUAAAGCACCAUAGAUCCAUUGCGACAACAAGCAGAUCCCCAGCCGCCAUCGUAUCUAACGAUUUCCGUGAAACCAAAUCGCCGCCACCAUCCGAAUUCAUCUAUGGAGCAUAUCAGAAAGUCGGCGGACCCAACGCCAAAGAUGUUUUCAGAAUCCGAAUUCCCACUUUCGCGAGUCUAGAAGCCGAGAGAGCGCACCGAAAGCUUCACCACGCCGCUGCUCUCCGCUGGCUGGGCUACCAAGGCUACAACAACGAAGGCGCUGGUGGGCACGUCACCGUCAGGGAUCCGAUCAUGACAGAUCAUUUUUGGAUCAAUCCACAUGGAAAGUCAUUUAGCCACAUGAAGCCUGAAGAUCUUGUGCUUGUGAGCAAAGACGGAGAGGUUAAAGAGGGCGGAAACAUGCACUCGAUCAACCCAGCAGGAUAUAUCAUUCAUUCCGCUGUUCAUGAGGCGAGACCUGACGUUGUGGCUGCGGUUCACUGCCAUUCGGUACCAAGCAAGGCUUUCUCGGCUAUUGGUUGUAAGCUUGAGCCUAUCAACCAGGAUGCAUGCAGAUUCUACAACGACCAUGGAAUCUAUUCCGGCUUUGGUGGUAUCGCAUUCAAUCCCGACGAAGGUCAACACAUUGCUGAUGCCCUAGGAAACACCAAGGGUUUGAUUUUGCAGAAUCAUGGCCACCUGACUGUGGCCAAGACGGUCGAUGGUGCAGCCUUCUUGUUUGGGGCCAUGGAUCGGUGUAUCCAGGCUCAGCUCAUGGCUGAUGCUGCUUGCGCUGGACGGGGAACGAAGACGAUCAAGGUUGGUCAUGAGGAGGCGGAGUACACGAGGAAAGUCUACAAUGAUGAGAUGAUAUAUAUCAUGUUUCAAUCUGCUUUCGAAGAUGUUGUCAAGGCAUCGAACGGCGAACUCCCUGCGCAUGUCCAGGGAGAGAUUCCUAGACCGUGA